Messenger RNA from Esox lucius (northern pike), 4359 nucleotides. It is a transcript of the gene sh3bp5lb, whose product is annotated as SH3-binding domain protein 5-like, b. NCBI's taxonomy places the organism in Eukaryota, Metazoa, Chordata, Actinopteri, Esociformes, Esocidae. Gene Ontology annotation, molecular function: protein kinase inhibitor activity. Gene Ontology annotation, biological process: intracellular signal transduction; negative regulation of protein tyrosine kinase activity. The record is from RefSeq and is a predicted model, not a curated record. The transcript has 7 exons. Gene Ontology annotation, cellular component: cytoplasm. The coding region runs from base 265 to 1692 and encodes 475 amino acids.
GCAAUCAGUCAGUUCAGCAUCAGUUCAGUCAUCUGUGCUGCCGAUGACAGAAAUGUUGAAGGAGACUGGGGUGUGAGAGGAAUCUGUUUAUCAGAUAAACACUAAACGAGUGCCUCGUUUUGACGGCCGUUUACAACUUCAUUUGCUUCUUGAUUUGUCGGAAGACUCAGCCCGUGGCCAGAAAUAAGCAGAAAUACCGGCUUGUCUAAGCGUCUGAAGCUACAAGGCAUUCACGAUGACGUUAUCUGGUCGGGCCACACUAUAAUGGAACCAGGGUGCUCGCGUGAAAGUCCAUCUGGAUCUGGAGGUCCGGAACCAGCCGACCUACGAGAGGAGACCCCCGGGGAGGAGGCUGAGGAUUGUGAUAGCAGCAUCCUGAAGGCAAGAGGAGGAGAGGGAGAUGGAGGCAAUGAGACCAACACCGUGGACAAGAUGAAAACAGUACGCGAGGAUGGCGUGUGUACUGAGAAAAAGACUGAGGACGAGGAGGAAGAAGGGAAAUUUGAAGAAGAAUUGGACCCUAGAAUUCAGGAGGAGCUGGAACACCUGAACCAGGCCAGUGAUGAGAUCAACAAGCUGGAGCUGCAGCUGGAUGACGCCAGGUCCAACUACAGGAGGAUUCUAACUGAAUCAGCCAGGAAGCUGAACGGCCAGGGGUCCCAGCUGGGCACCUGCAUCGAGAAGGCCCGACCAUACUAUGAGGCCCGUAGGCUCGCGAAAGAGGCCCAGCAGGAGACCCAGAAGGCAGCGUUGAGGUACGAGCGGGCCGUAUCCAUGCACACAGCCGCCAGGGAGAUGGUGUACGUGGCCGAACAGGGUCUGCUGGCUGACCGGAACACUCUGGACCCCACCUGGCAGGAGAUGCUCAACCACGCCACCUCCAAAGUAAACGAGGCAGAGGAGGAGCGUCUCCGGAGCGAGAGGGAGCACCAGCGUGUUACCCAGCUGUGCCAGGAUGCUGAGCAGCGUGUCCAGACCCUCCAGAAGUCACUCAGGAAGGUCAUUGUCAAGUCCAAACCGUACUUUGAGCUCAAGGCUCAAUUCAACCACAUACUGGAGGAGCACAAGGCUAAGGUGGUUCAGCUGGAAGAGAGAGUUUCCAAGGUGAAGACGCGCUACUCCGUCGCCCUGCGCAACCUGGAGCAAAUCAGCGAGCAGAUCCACGCCCAGAGGGGGAGUGGCCGUGCCACCAGGGCCCGCCCUGUGGCCUGUGGUGGGAGGAGCUCCCCGGUGGGGGCGGAGGCUGAGGUCAAAGCGUCCGUCAGGAUUCAGGUUGAGGCGGUGUGUGCUGGAGGCGGGGCACUGGAGGGCAGCGAAUGGGUGGACGGGGAGAAGACACGCCUGUGGGUGGAGAGGCACAGGGAGCAGGGCUGGGGACACAGGGAGAGGGGCGAGGCUGGCUCCGACUCCAUGUCUGUCAUAAGUCUCCAGACCAUCGCCUCGGACCUGGAGAAGUGCGACUCCGUGGAGCACCUGGGGGACCUGAGCGACGUCAGCAGCCUGGUCGGGGAGGACUGGGAGAAAGAGCGGGCCUUGACAGCUGAGAGCAGGGAGGAGAACAGGGCCACAGGGGUCAGGGAGGUGGUCGUCCCCACCCCGAGGCAGGACAGACUCGAGGAGGUGCGGGGGGCGAUGGGCAGGGAGAGACAGGAGAGCUUCGUCAAGCAGCACCACAGAAGUGUGAGCCUGUGAGACCAGGGGAGCAGUGACUGGCUGAUUGAUGAUGGCUGAUGGACGGCUCAGAUAAAGGAUCCCAAUCAGAGGCCAACGUGCAGAAGAACAAAGACUGAGAUUGUAGGAGUGAUUUUAGACAAGAGGCAUUACAAUGUUCCGUGGAACACCGGUUCUGAUUGAACCUUUAGGCCGAUCCCAAAUGGCACCCUGCUCUCUUUACAGCGCCCUGCUUUUAUCCAGGGCCCGCGUCAAAACUAGGGCGCUAAGUGGGGAGUAUGUUGCUGUUGGGGACUCAGACAGCGUCAUUGUGACAGUGCAGAAUGGGGUAUCUGGAGGAGGGUGGCUGGGACGCCGUUCACACAUUAAUGAAUCACAACGGGAGGCUGAGACAGAGAGGAAGUGUACACUGAUUCGCCGGGUCCCCCUGGGACUUGUAGUUCUCACACUGUGAUCUAUCAAUUGCUCCACACGCGCAACAAAUUGUCAGCGACGGAGACCACAAUGCAUGACAAACACACUGAGGCAAAGCCAGUCGAAGCAUGUUACUGUACUUUACAUAUAGACAGAGACAGAGACAGAACGACAAAUAGUGCUUACUCUACUGAUCGUUUCACAUGAUAGCUAUUUUAAGAUUGUUGGAGGUUUUGGUUUAGUCAGAAAACAAAACAUUUUGUUGCCUGACUCAGUCCAUGAAUGCUUGCCUUUCCCUCAAUAUUGAUUGAAUAACCACAGACUUAGUUUUUUGGCUUGCCCUUGGAAUGAACAAAAAGCAUUAAUGGAACAAUACUACCAUCUCUCGCUCUCCCUAGAAACAUAAAAGGAAUAUAAUUAUUGUAUUCUGAACACCUGAAGAUAAUUAAAUACAAAACAUGUUUUUUUGUUUUUAUACCUCUUUUUUUAAUACUUUUCUUUUUUUUUACUAAUUCUUUCCACUGCAGAGAUCCUAUUAAAUUAUUCUAUAUGAAAGUAAUUGUAAGUUGGUUUUUUUUUACCCCCCAAACGAAUGUUCUGGAAAUGUUCCCAGCACGUAGAACAACAGCAACUCCUAGACUAGUGAAGUGUUUCACAGAUGACACCAUUCUUCUUUGUAGUGUACUCGUUAUGGCCGGUACUCUAUGUUCUCCUGGUCAAAAAGAGGGCACUAAAUGAGGAAUACUGUUCCUUUUUGGCGGCAGCCUGUCUCUGUCAUUACUGCACAUUAACUUAAAACUUCCACACAGCUUCAUGCUUUGACCUUUCACGACUCCUGCUUUCUGUUCGUGAGGAAAUUAUGUGUCUACUGGCCUGUACACCGUCAGUCCCAAAUGGCACGCUUUUCCUUUCCUGGACCAUGGCCAGCAUGGCUCAAAAGUGUGCUGCAUAGGUGAAAGGGCCAUUUGGAACACUUCGUUUUUGCGCUGCGUGGCGGGAAAUGGAUCCAACUGCUACAGAGGGAUACAUGUGAAUUUUAAUGUACUCAUAUUUAUUUACAUCAAGUGCCUUGGGCCCUCCAAAUUGUAACAUUCUGUAGGGGUUCAACGCACAAAUGCACAGUAAUAUUUUUAGUAGUAAAGGAACCACGAUUCUAAUUUCUCAAAAGUGUCUUCAUUGAAUACUGACAUUAUUUAUUAAAUUGUUUAGAUUUAAAUUUCCUGUGUUUUCCCUAAGUUGAUCUUGUUGAAACGUUAACUUUAAUUUCAAAUGCUCUUAACGUGACAGUGUUACACGCCCAUCCGGUCCUCUCCACCCUAGACAGAAAUGACACCCUAUUCUCUGUAUAGUACACUAAGCCUCACCCGGGUCCAUAGGACAGUGGUCAAAAGUAGUGCUCAUCGGUAGGGAGUAGACAGCAGGGAUCUGUUUGGGACACCCUCUGGGGUUGAGCCAGAGACCUAUCUCUGCACCACAGCUGAUUUGAGGUCAGCAUUUUCAGUGUGUAGUAUUAAUGGAAUGUCUUCUUAUUUGUCUAUUUAGAUUGGUAGGGUUGUGUAUAGUGUAUAGCAUGCAUGUUAAGUGCUACUGAUCUUCAUACAAAGGGCACUAUUUUCUACUGGAAUAAAGCAGUGGACUAUACAGGAAAUGGGGUAUCAUUUGUUAUGGUGCGGAUAAACAGUGAUGCUGAUAGCUUAUUAAUCAUGUAGAUGGUAAUGUAUGGAAUAUGAUGCUGAUGGCUUAUUAAUCAUGUAGAUGGUAAUGUAUGGAAUAUGAUGCUGACAGCUUAGUAAUCAUGCCGAUGGUAAUGUAUGGAAUAUGAUGCUGACAGCUUAGUGAUCAUGCCGAUGGUAAUGUAUGGAAUAUGAUGCUGACAGCUUAGUGAUCAUACCGAUGGUAAUGUAUGGAAUAUGAUGCUGACAGCUUAGUAAGCAUGCCGAUGGUAAUGUAUGGAAUAUGAUGCUGACAGCUUAGUAAUCAUGCCAAUGGUAAUGCAUGGAAUAUGAUGCUGUAACAAUUAUUAAAAGUGUAUUUAAUAAUUUUACAUUUGCGGAGUUCAGCUGUGUUGGUGCUGCUAGACGGCAAUGCAGUAAUUGUUUUUUUAACUCUGCAUUUCUUUUCUUUUUUUUUGCUGAUAGACUCCGUAGAAUUAACCAGUCGUCCCUGGCGGUUACUGUGCCAUUGCAAGCCCCAUAGGGUCCUCAGGGCAAAGGGAUGUGCCUGGGCAGGCUGUGGUCCGAAAGCAAUGGAAUAAAGUCUGAUAUCUGGCUUCAA